Messenger RNA from Micropterus salmoides (largemouth bass), 4381 nucleotides. It is a transcript of the gene bbox1, whose product is annotated as butyrobetaine (gamma), 2-oxoglutarate dioxygenase (gamma-butyrobetaine hydroxylase) 1. Bases 266 to 1612 code for a protein of 448 amino acids. The record is from RefSeq and is a predicted model, not a curated record. Lineage: Eukaryota; Metazoa; Chordata; Actinopteri; Centrarchiformes; Centrarchidae. Gene Ontology annotation, cellular component: mitochondrion. Gene Ontology annotation, molecular function: iron ion binding; gamma-butyrobetaine dioxygenase activity. The transcript has 9 exons. Gene Ontology annotation, biological process: carnitine biosynthetic process.
AUAAUUGCAAAAGGAAGCUUUUUAAAUCUGAACUCAGAUGCUAGCAGACUGUUAUUUGAAUUCAAUACUGUACUGCACAUCACUGGGAACUGGUCAUCUUCCUUGAACCUGCAAAAGAAGUAGAAACUGAAAGAGCCGGCGUUUGUGUUGACGGAGGCAACGCUCGUGGGAAGAGGAACUGUCGGCAAAACACUACAGGUUUGUUAAUGAGUUGGUGGUCCUUUCUGACCUGGAGACAUAGUUGCCUGGAGGGAACCAUUCAGAAAUGUGGCUGAGUACAUUUGCACGUUUUACCUUACCUGCCCUGCAGAGGAGCUCUGCCAUGGCCUGCCAGGCUCUGAGGGCUUGUCGUAGACCAGGGCAGGCUGCAGGUCCACUACCCUCUUACCUGACUUCAAUGCAGCUUCGUGAGCAGCAGACACUGGGGUCAGCCUCCCUCCCUCUGGCUUGCCACUCAGUGAGGCAUGUCCGUACUCUGGAUGAGGAGAGGCUGAUGGAGGUGGAGUGGGAGGAUGGAGGCCACAGUCUGUACCCAUUCACCUGGCUGAGAGACAACUGCCAGUGUCCACUGUGUACCCUGGAGUCGGCCCAGGCCCGCAAACUGUUGAUGUCGGAUCUUGAUAUCCACACAGGAGUUGACGUUGUAGAGGUCACCAAUGACAACAAGGUGUCCGUUGUAUGGCCCGACCAGCACACUAGUGUGUUUGACGCAGAGUGGCUGAAGAAACGCUGCUUCUCUCCUGCUGCCAGACAAGCAAUGCAAGAAGAGCUUUUCAUCAACGAGCGUUAUUAUUGGGACUCCAAGCUGCGCAUUCCCACAGCUGACUACCAGGAAGUCCUCCAUGACGAUAAGGCCACGCUGUCCUGGCUCUUGGCCCUGCGUCGCGUUGGCAUCGUCUACCUGAAGGGGGCUCCGGUAGAGCAAGGCCAAGUGGCCAGACUGGCUGAGAGGAUUGGCUAUCUCAGGCUGACAUUCUACGGGCACACAUGGCAGGUCCAGGAUAAAUACAUGGCAAACAAUGUGGCCUACACUUCAGGAAAGCUCAGUCUCCAUACGGACUACCCUGCAUUACACUUUGCACCUGGAGUGCAGUUUCUGCACUGCAUCAACCAGGCUGUGGAAGGAGGGGAAAGUGUGGUGGUGGACGGCUUCCACAUGGCUGAGCAGCUGCAGAGAGAAGACCCAGAGGCCUUUCGGGCACUCACCUCUCUCAGUGUGGACUUCACUGACACAGGGACGGACUACUGCGACUUCAUGCUGCAGUCCAAGAAAUGCAUCAUUGAUGUUAAUGCCGAGGGAAGAGUUGUGAGAAUAAACUACAACAAUGCCACUAGAGACUCUGUGCUGGACCUCCCCUUACAUCAGGUUCAGCCCUUCUACAGAGCACUGAAGGCCUAUGUGGAUAUCAUGAACCGACCACAGAACGUGGUCACCUACAGAAUGGAGCCAGGCGACCUAGUGACCUUCGAUAACUGGCGUCUGCUGCACGGGCGGAGGAGCUACAUUAGCAGGCCAGACAGGCUGCGACACCUGGAGGGCGCCUACCUGGACUGGGACGAAGUCAUGUCUCGCCUGCGGAUACUCCGCAACUCAGUCCACGUUGACGUAUGAGCUCCUGAAACACAGCCAAAUUUAAAUGCGUAGCUUUUCAGCUUUUGCAGAGAACUUAAAUGAUGUUGGGUGGCUUGAAAUUACGAGUUGAGCUACAUGUUGCUCUUAAAAUGGUGAGAUGAUAGAAGGCAAAGUGCAAGGCUAUUUCAUUAUCUGACCACAGGUCAAGAGUUAAAUCUCUGACUCUGAAGUAGAAAAGCACUAAACCACAAAUGAAACAAUUUGUUGACAGCAACUUUUCAAACAUGUAACAUAGUGCAACGCUACAAUGCAAAGAUUAAGAAAAACACCUUGCUUUCAAAUGUAAAGGUGCUUUUGGAUUAGUCAUGGUGACUAUUAUUACAAGUUUUUAUGAGCUUAAAUGUAAGAGUUUUUAUACAUUGUCCUGGGUACUCCACAUUAUGAAUACGAUUUUGUGUAAUUGUAACUUUGUAAGUUUUCUGAGCUAAUUUAUCAUUCCUGGUUCUCAGGUUAAAUAUUUGGCUCAACUCACCUUGGCUUUUUCUGAAAUCACUCCCUCUUUACUAUAAAAUGCACAAAAUGUACCCCGCCAUUUUGUUUGAUGAUAACUCAUCAGACAUUACUAUUUAUUGCCCCUGACAGUAGAUAGACAGUAAACUUUAACAGUAAAAUUCAAGCACUUGCGAGGUACCUAAACCCAGAUUUUUUUUCCUUUAACAUCACAUCUGAAUUAUUAGUAGAGAUUCACUGAUUAAAAUUUUAUUGGCCAAUUCUGAUUGUUUUUUUAAGUCUGGUUAGGCUACUGAACAGAGCUUUUUUGUACAAAUAUAAUUCAACAACAACAACAAAACUUCAAUAGGUGCAUCUCUAAUUGUUACUUUAAAUGCAAUUGUGAAAAAUUACGUUUACAGAAUUCCCUUAUACCCACAGCAAUCACUGUAUUGUCACUUUAUUUCACCAGCCGUUUAUAUUAACUUUGACUAUAUGUUUUGAUCACUGUUAUUUAAUGCUUGCUAAUUUCCAGAGUAAGGAAUCCUUACCUAGCUAUGAAUCAAUGUGGCUUAUCUCAGAAGCCAAUUUUUAUAUUUAUAUAAUUAUAUAAGACAACAAACAGGCAUGUGAUUUGUGUGACAAAAAUGCAGGAGCAUAGCCAGCGUGCAGCGUAUGUGGUUGUGGUCCUCCCCCAAGAAAAUGUCAUGAUGUUUGAUUGAAAAUUUCAUUUUCACAUAAUUUUAGACAGCUAUCAUAAAGAUAUUUAUUCGAAAUAAAUAUGUGAAGUAGUUUUUCACAUUCAGACAUUAGGAAGGAAAUUAUAUAUGUGAAAAUAUGCUGACCUAUGAAGUAAAACGAAGCGCGAUGUCCUUAAGUAAUCCUUCACAUUUUUGUGAGUGAUCCCACUGUGACCUCUAAAUACUGAGUGAUGUUCAGAAAUAUUGAAGAAUUUGGACAUCAGUCAGUAUUAAUUAUUGCUCCAGUCCUCUGUCCUCCUCCCUCUGCUGCUGAGAUUCACUGCUUGCAGGCACUGCUGGCAGAGAUAGGAGGGCAAGUUUGUCUCAGCCAGCAGCUACGUGUACCAGAAUUUAAUACAUUUUAAGAUCCGUGGCAAGCUAAGCUAAACAGUUAAAGGCAGCUUUUGUUUUAGAUUGUUCCAAACAAUUCACUAUUAUCUUAACAAGCGAGCUGAGGUCGUAGAAACAACUGCUGACAAAGCAGGUGUCAAUAUUGUGUGUGCUGAGCCCUGCCCUCCGUUAAACAUGCAGAAGAGAGGACAGAGAAGCUAGCGCGACCAAUUCAUGUGGGCGACAUUUUCAGGUCAGAAAAAUCCUGUGAUUGUGUAUUUGAAACACCAGAUUAUGUUGAAAAUCAAGGAUUUUUCAUGGAGUCAACUUAACUUUGAGGACAUAACCGUUAAUAUUGAUUGCAUUGCAUUUUCAAAAGUUUCAAGACUUUGUAUGAUCCCUGCUUUUGCUGUAUAUAGGGAGUAGGGAACGAGGGAGCGCUCUCAGAAACAGCCUAGAUGUAAACUGUUUUAGAAUACUGUAUAAUCCUGUGCCUACGAAAAGGAUGUGAUGUCCUUGACUUUCCCUUCACUCUGUAGACUUGAAGUCUGAAUUCAGAAUUGCGGUGCAGUAGCUGUACUUGAAGUGGCAGUGUGAUAGAAAGUGUAAAAUGGAGGAUCCGACUCUUUAAAUUUACCAUUGCAAAGACUUACGCUUCUGCUUAACCCUUGUAAGCAUCUGGCCAAACAAAGUUUUGGUUUCUAUCUGCUGAGCUUUUGAGAUACAGUGUACCGUCGCUGUCACAUGUGAUUAUCUGACAUGUGUUGUCACAAAUCUGAAAACUGGCCUGUUUAUCUUAGCUAAUAAAAGGUUUUGGAGAUACAUGGAGGACAGCAACAGGACAUUUUUGAAACUCCUGCUAGUGCCUGGAUAUGACCACUGUGGACAGACUUUUGUAUGUGGUGCACAAAGGACUGAAAACAAACCACAGAUCUCACUAUGUAACUACUUUCUAGCAAAGAAAAACAACUGACAGUAACAAUGUUGUUUUUUGCAAUUUUGCAAUAUUUUGAGCACCAUACAUUCAACAAAGAUUCAUUUAUGUCACCCCCACUGCAUUGGGAGAUGAGCAGAAGUUUCAGGUAUCAAUAAUGUCCACAAUGUUUCCCCCCCUCCUUCCUCCAGUCUUAAUACUUUAGUGGUUGUGCUGCUGUUCAAUAUGGACUCAUACUAUUAAGCAAACUUGCAUUUUGCAAAAACAAGUUUCACUGAAAUGUCACACUUGCUAAAAUAAAUCUCCAAAGCUCUA